UAGAGACGUGUGGCUCAGCGAGGCCUCCUCGCGCAGCCACCGAGACGCGCAGAGGACGGCUAGAGCGUUGCUUGCCGAGCCGGCUUCCUCUUCGUAAGUCCUCCUUCCCAACAUGGCGCAGUCGAUUAACAUCACCGAGCUGAAUCUGCCGCAACUAGAAAUGCUCAAAAAUCAGCUGGACCAGGAAGUGGAGUUCUUGUCCACGUCCAUUGCCCAGCUAAAAGUAGUACAGACCAAGUAUGUGGAAGCCAAGGAUUGUCUGAACGUGCUGAACAAGAGCAACGAAGGGAAAGAAUUACUCGUCCCACUGACAAGUUCUAUGUAUGUCCCUGGGAAGCUACAUGAUGUGGAACAUGUGCUCAUUGAUGUGGGAACUGGCUACUACGUAGAGAAGACAGUUGAGGAUGCCAAGGACUUCUUCAAGAGAAAGAUAGACUUUCUUACGAAGCAGAUGGAGAAAAUCCAGCCAGCUCUCCAGGAGAAACAUGCCAUGAAACAGGCUGUCAUGGAAAUGAUGAGCCAGAAGAUUCAGCAGCUCACAGCCUUGGGGGCAGCUCAGACGACUGCUAAAGCCUAAGAGUUUAUUGCAGAAAUGGAGCAGGGAGGAUCCUGCUUCAGGGACCUGGGACUCUGUGGGCGUGGCUUCCUGGUGUAGGGUCUCCUAUUGUCAAUAAAUAUGCAAGUUGGACAGA
This is a messenger RNA of Nycticebus coucang (slow loris), 692 nucleotides long. RefSeq names its product prefoldin subunit 5 (gene PFDN5). Gene Ontology annotation, biological process: protein folding; regulation of DNA-templated transcription. Gene Ontology annotation, cellular component: cytoplasm; prefoldin complex. The transcript is spliced from 6 exons. Lineage: Eukaryota; Metazoa; Chordata; Mammalia; Primates; Lorisidae. The record is from RefSeq and is a predicted model, not a curated record. Bases 113 to 577 code for a protein of 154 amino acids.